GAUACAGUUUCCCUCUGAGUGGCUCUGUGUAACUCUGGCAGGGCAUUGUAGUGGAGUAUUCGCACUGGGACUGCGGCUGGCGGAUUAACCCGGGGAGAGCUACAGACACACGCACCGCGCAGACACGCACACACACACACACGCGCGCGCUGCUCACACACCCGUGGAGUGACACAGGGAGCACCUUUCGCCUUCCUCCUCACUUUCUGCAAUGCCCGCGCGGUCGCCUCUGUCCUGGGAGAGCUAAGCGUUCAGUUCCAGUUUCCGUGGAAACAUGUUGAGGUGCAUACUACAGCGCGCCAAUAACCUGCGCAAUUUGGAGAAGGGUGACCGGCAGAGUGACCCCCUUGCCAGCGUCACCUUCCGAGGGUCCAAGAAGAAGACAAAAGUCAUCAAGAAUAAUGUGAACCCAGUGUGGAAUGAGGGGUUCGAAUGGGACCUCAAGGGUGUGCCGCUGGACUCUGGGGCGGAGCUCCACGUGGUGGUGAAGGACCAUGAGAAAAUGGGCAGGAACAGGUUCCUGGGAGAGUGCAGGGUGUCCUUACGCGAUGUUCUCAACUCUCCCACUCUGUCGGGCUCCUUCACUGUGUCCCUGCUGGACACCAAGAAGAACAACACAGGCGCCACAGUCAGCCUGCAGGUUUCCUACAUCCCUCCCCCGGGAAUGGCGCCCAUAUUCCAGCCACCACCUCAGCCCGAGGCCCAGCAUGCCCCAGUGGAGCUGGACACUGUGACAGUCUUCUCUUUAGACACUAUGGGGGAGGAGGACACUGAGAGCAUGGUCAUGGUGGAGGCGGCUGAGGAACCUGAGCCUGUGCCUGGCCCCCAGGGAACGGACACACCCACUGCCCCGCCCAAGAGGGCCCCCCCAAACCUCAUGCAGGGUGCCAAGAAGAAGAAGCGCCAUGCCAACAAAGCCCCUCUCCCCAACAAGCCUCAGGACUUCCAGAUACGAGUACGGAUUAUUGAAGGGAGGCAGUUGCCAGGUGUCAACAUAAAACCAGUUGUCAAGGUUACAGUUGGGGGACAGACCAAAAGAACUCGAAUCAGAAAAGGCAACAAUCCCUUCUUUGAUGAGACAUUCUUCCUGAACUUUUUCGAGACACCUUCUGAUCUCUUUGAUGAGCCAAUAUUCGUUACAGUGUUUGACUCAAAGUCUCUGCGCACUGACUCGGUGAUCGGAGAAUUCAAGCUGGAUGUUGGCACAGUAUACGCAGAGAGCAGACAUGCCUUCCUCAGGAAGUGGCUCCUGCUCUCUGACCCGGACGACCUCUCUGCGGGGGCCAGAGGUUACCUGAAGGUCAGCCUGUUUGUGCUGGCCGCUGGAGAUGAGGCUCCGGUGGAGAAGAAGGAGGGGGUGGAGGAAAAAGAGGACAUCGAGGGGAACCUACUGCGCCCCGCUGGACUCGCCCUUAGGGGGGCGAUCUUCACCCUCAAAGUGUUUCGGGCGGAGGACCUGCCCCAGAUGGACGAUGCCUUCAUGGAUGGGAUGAAGCAGAUUCUGGGCUUUGACAGCAACAGGAAGAACCUGGUGGACCCCAUGGUGGAAGUUACCUUUGCUGGCAAGACGAUCUACAGUAAGAUACUGGAGAAGAACGCCAACCCACAGUGGAACCAGAGCCUGACCCUCCCCAUCCGGUUUCCCUCCAUGUGUGAGAAGAUGAGAAUCCGUAUCCUUGACUGGGACCGGGCCAGUCAUAAUGAUGUCAUCGGGACCACCCAUCUGUACAUGUCCCGGGUUUCUGCCCCCGGAGGAGAGAUAGAAGAUGACUUGGCACCGAGGAUUCCCUCGAGCAUCAUGGACGACAGCCUAGGGUUCCUCCCCACCUUCGGUCCCUGCUUUGUCAACCUGUAUGGCAGCCCCCGUGAGUUCAGCACCUUCUCUGACCCCUACGAGACUCUCAACCUGGGCAAGGGGGAGGGAGUGGCCUACCGCGGGCGUGUCCUGCUGGAGCUCAGCACCAAGCUGACAGAGCGCGCGGAGCACAGGGUGGAGGACAUCCCUGCGGACGACCUGCUGGUGGUGGAGAAGUUCAUGAGGAAGAGGAAGUACUACCUCUUCGCCGCCUUCUACUCGGCGACUCUGCUGCAGGACGUGGACGAUGCCAUCCAGUUCGAGGUCAGCAUCGGGAACUAUGGCAACAAGUUUGACUACACCUGCCUCCCACUGGCCUCCACCACGCAGUACAGCCGCGCCGUCUUCGAUGGCUGUCACUACUACUACCUGCCCUGGGGCAACGUUAAGCCCGUGGUGGUGCUGUCCUCCGAGUGGGAGGACAUCCGGCCACGCAUCGAGGCCCUCAACAUGCUGCUGAGCAUUCUGGGAAAGCUGGAGUCUAACCUGGAGCGUGUGCAGCUGGAGCUGAAGGCAGGUGGAGAUCUGGAGGAGGUGGAGGACAAGGUGGUGCAGCUCCUGGAUGACGUCAUCACCGAUUGCAGCCAGGAUUUACCGUCCCUGGACAAGUGGCCGUGCGUGACCCCGCUGGACAGAGCCAUGCAGCACCUGCGCAAGAUCAACCUGCAGCAGAUCGAGCAGGCCGCGCUCACCCUCAAACACGGAGCCUCCACAGAGCUGGAGAACGUUCUGGAACAGGCCGAGGACUGGGCUCUGCGGCUGCGCAACAUGGCCGAGGAGCCGCAGAACAGCCUGCCGGACAUCGUGAUCUGGAUGCUGCAGGGGGAUCGCAGGGUAGCCUACCAUCGCAUCCCUGCCCACGAAGUCCUCUUCUCCCAGGAGAAUUGUGGGAAAAACUGCGGCAAACUGCAGACCAUCUUCAUGAAGUACCCCCAGAAUGGAGGAGCCAACGAUAAGAUUCCGGCGCAGAUUCGGGUGAGGGUAUGGUUCGGCCUGGCGGCUGACGCCAAAGACUUCAACCGGUUCGCGGAGGGGAAGCUGUCCGUGUUCGCCGAGACGUAUGAGAACCAGACCAAGCUGGCACUGGUGGGGAACUGGGGCACCACGGGACUGACGUAUCCCAAAUUCAGCGACGUCACCGGCCGGAUCAAGCUGCCCAAGGAGAGCUUCCGCCCGUCCCCUGGCUGGGCCUGGGCGGGAGACUGGUUCAUCAGCCCGGAGAAGACCCUGCUUUUUGACGUGGAUGCUGGUCACAUGACCUACAUGGAGGAAGUGUUUGAGAACCAGAUGCGGUUGCCUGGGGGACAGUGGAUCGGAAUGCCGGAGGGCUACACGGAUGUGAACGGAGAGAAGGCGGUGCCGAAGGACGAGGUGGAGUGUCCGGCCGGAUGGGUGUGGGAGGACGUGGAAUGGAGCGAGGACCUGAACCGGGCCGUGGACGACCAAGGCUGGGAGUACGGUCUGACCAUCCCCCCUGACCGCAGGCCCAAGUCCUGGGUCCCGGCGGAGAAGAUGUACCACACCAACCGUCGGCGCCGCUGGAUCCGGCUCCGGCGCCGGGACAUGCAGAAGACCGAGGCCCUCAGGAAGCAGCGCCCGGACGAGUUGGAGCGGGAGGGCUGGGAGUACGCCUCUCUGUUCGGCUGGAAGUUCCACCUCAAGCAGCGCAAGACCGACUCGUUCCGCCGUCGCCGUUGGCGAUGCCGCAUGGAGCCACUGGAGAAGGCCGGGCCGGCAGCCAUCUUUGCCCUGGAGUGCUCCCUGGCUAGCGUGACUGAUGACAAGAAUGAAGACAAGUCGGUGACGACAACGUUUGGGGUCAACCGGCCGACCAUCUCCUGCUUUUUUGACAAUGGCACUCGGUAUCACCUGCGCUGCUACCUGUACCAGGCCAGAGACCUCAUCGCCAUGGACAAAGACAGCUUCUCAGAUCCCUAUGCCAUCGUGUCCUUCCUCCACCAGAGCCAAAAGACUGUGACAAUCCGCAACACACUCAACCCCACCUGGGACCAGACCCUCAUUUUCUACGAGAUCGAGAUCUUCGGGGACCCCCAGGUCACAGAGGACAACCCUCCCGGCGUUGUGGUGGAGCUGUUCGACCAGGACACUUAUGGGGCGGAUGAGUUCAUGGGGCGGUGUGUGUGCCGGCCCUCCAUGUUGCCCUCCCCGCGCCUCGCCUGGUUCCCCGUUCAGAAGAAUGGCAAGUUCGCCGGGGAGCUACUGGCAGCGUUUGAGCUGAUCCGGAGAGAGAAGCCCGCGAUCCAUCACAUCCCUGGUCAGGAGGGUGAGUUCCUGUCUACCACCCACGCCCUGGAUGAGCUCGUCCUCCCGGCAUUCCUCUCUGAGAAUCUGCAGCAAUGGCCUGCGGACUCUGACCUGCCCUACCCACCCCCCCAGAGGGAGCCCAAUAUCUACAUGGUGCCCCAGGGCAUCAAGCCCGUGUUGCAGCGCACUGCCAUCGAGGUCCUGGCGUGGGGCGUGCGGAACCUGAAGAGCUACCAGCUGGCCAGCGUGACCUCCCCCAGCCUGCAGGUGGAGUGCGGCGGCCGCAUGGUGCAGUCCUGCGUCAUACGCAACGCCAAGAAGAAGCCCAACUUCGACGUCAACACGCUCUUCAUCGACGUGCGGCUGCCCCGCGAGGAGCUGUACAUGCCCCCCAUCGUGCUGAAGGUGAUCGAUAACCGGCAGUUUGGCAGGAAGCCCGUGGUAGGACAGUGCACCAUCCGCUCCCUGGAGGAGUUCCGCUGCCAGCCAGAGAGCCUGGAGAGAGACCCGGAGGAGGAGGAGCAGGACGACUUCUGCCAGACGCCUCGUGACGACGUGCUGAUCGACAUCGACGACAAGGAGCCCCUCAUCCCGGGACAGCUUGCAGAUGGUACCAGCUCUGCCAUUAUUAACAUCUCAACCUCUCGAUCCAGCCUCCAUGAAGAAGAGUUUAUGGACUGGUGGAGUAAGUUCUAUGCUUCCAUAGGUGAGAGGCACAAGUGUGGAACGUACCUGGAGAAGGGCUUCGACACACUGCAGGUGUAUGACAGAGAGCUGGAGAAGGUGGAGGGAUUCGGGGGGCUGGCAGAUUUCUGCCAGACGUUCAAACUGUACAGGGGGAAAACCCAGGACGAAAGCGAGGACCCCUCCAUUGUGGGGGAGUUCAAGGGAAUGUUUAAGAUCUACCCCCUCCCCGAUGACCCCUCCCUCCCCUCGCCCCCGCGGCAGUUCCGCCAGCUGCCCCCCAACGGCAUCGAGGAGUGCCUGGUGCGCGUCUACAUCAUCCAGGCCACAGGCCUCCAGCCCAAGGAUGCCAACGGCAAGUGUGACCCCUACGUGAAGAUAACUCUGGGGAAGAAGUCCGUCAAUGACCACGACAACUACAUCCCAUGCACACUGGACCCUGUGUUUGGAAAGAUGUUUGAUCUGACGUGCACUCUGCCGUUGGAGAAGGACCUGAGGAUCAUGCUGUACGAUUACGACCUGCUGUCUAAGGACGAGAAGAUUGGCGAGACCGUCAUCGACCUGGAGAACCGCUUCCUGUCCCGCUACGGCGGCCGCUGCGGGCUCCCCCAGUCCUACUGCCUCUCGGGGGUGAAUCAGUGGAGAGACCAGCAGAAACCCACUCAGCUCCUGAGGCAGCUGUGUGAGCGCAGGAACUACAGGCUGCCCGUGUACAAGCAGGACCGAGUGUUCUUCAGGGGACACGAGUACACCUCCGCCGACCUGGAUGAGGCGAAGCCGCCCAACCCUCACCUGGGGCCGGUGGAGGAGCGUCUGGCGCUGCUCAUCCUCCGCAGGCAGGGCCUGGUGCCUGAGCAUGUGGAGACACGCCCGCUCUACAGCCCGCUGCAGCCCGACAUCGAACAGGGAAGACUGCAGAUGUGGGUGGACCUCUUUCCCAAAUCUUUAGGGCCCCCAGGGCCCCCUUUCAACAUCUGUCCACGGAAAGCCAAGAAGUUCUUCCUGCGCUGUGUCGUCUGGAACACCAGUGAUGUCAUCCUGGAUGAUGUCAGUGUGACCGGGGAGAAGAUGAGUGACAUAUAUGUCAAAGGCUGGAUGCAGGGUCAUGAGGGGAACAAACAGAAGACCGAUGUGCACUACCGCUCCCUCGGCGGGGAGGGCAACUUCAACUGGAGGCUCCUGUUUCCCUUCCACUACCUGCCAGCCGAGCAGCUCUGCACCAUCGACAAGAAGGAGCACUUCUGGAGCCUGGAUAAAUCUGAGACCAAGAUCCCCCCGAAGCUCAUCAUCCAGAUCUGGGACAACGACAAGUUCUCCUUCGACGACUACCUUGGUUGCCUGGAGAUGGACCUGAAUCACAUGUUGAGACCCGCCAAGUCGGCGGAGAAGUGCGGUCUGGACAUUCUGUCGCAGCCGUCGGAGAAGCUGGUGUCGCUGUUCGAGCAGAAGACGGUGAAGGGCUGGUGGCCGUGCGUGUGCGAGAGCAACGGAGAGAAGACCGUCGCCGGGAAGGUGGAGAUGUCUCUGGAGAUUGUGUCAGAGCAGGAACAGGAAGAGAGGCCGGCAGGGCUGGGGAGAGAUGAACCCAACAUGAACCCCCACCUGGAAGAACCUCAGCGUCCAGAAACGUCCUUCCUGUGGUUCUCCUCUCCAUAUAAGACUUUAAAAUACAUCCUGUGGAGGAGGUUCAAAUGGGUCAUCAUCGCCUUCAUCAUCCUCUUCUUCCUCGUCCUCUUCCUCGGCAUCUUCCUCUACUCCUUCCCGAACUACGCUGCUAUGAAGCUGGUGAGCCCUUUCGGCGGAGGAGGAAGGGGAGACCAGUGAUUGUGGCCAGCCCUGGAGGGCGGGGACAGAGAGGGAGUCACGGCAACACUGCAUAUCAGAAAACCCCUCUGCUGAUGCUGUCUGCAACAUUCACUUUUUCCGUUUCAGUAAAAAGCAUAAACUUACCUUUUGAUUAGAGAACACAACUCUAACUCUCAGAACAGUAUAGCCUUCCAAACUGCAAUUUACAUAUGUACGUAUGUAUGUAUGUAUGUAUACAUAUAUAUAUACACAUGUGUGUAAAGGAAUAAUUAUCCUGCAUAGCUGCCCUUAUUUGCCACUCUGUGGGAUUAAUGUGUACUCAUACCUAUGCAAGCUGAGUAACGUGGGGACAGCGGACUCUGAGCCAGCAGGAAAAACACUUUGUGUGUGCACAUGC
Molecule: messenger RNA, 7007 nt
Organism: Megalops cyprinoides (Indo-Pacific tarpon)
Lineage: Eukaryota; Metazoa; Chordata; Actinopteri; Elopiformes; Megalopidae
Gene: dysf
Product: dysferlin, limb girdle muscular dystrophy 2B (autosomal recessive)
Exons: 57
Coding region: 275-6628 (2117 amino acids)
Biological process (GO): macrophage activation involved in immune response; T-tubule organization; negative regulation of phagocytosis
Cellular component (GO): T-tubule; cytoplasmic vesicle; membrane
Molecular function (GO): calcium-dependent phospholipid binding; calcium ion binding
Source: RefSeq, a predicted model, not a curated record